Molecule: messenger RNA, 598 nt
Organism: Notolabrus celidotus (New Zealand spotty)
Lineage: Eukaryota; Metazoa; Chordata; Actinopteri; Labriformes; Labridae
Gene: coxfa4a
Product: NADH:ubiquinone oxidoreductase subunit A4, like
Exons: 4
Coding region: 106-354 (82 amino acids)
Source: RefSeq, a predicted model, not a curated record
UUCCGCCCGACCCUUCAGAUUAUAUUGCGCAUCGUUCUGGCAACACACUCAGUAAUCCGUUUAUUUCUGUACAAAUUCGGAUAAAUCAGCUUCUAAGCCUUCAAAAUGCUGGGUGUCAUCCGCAAACAGCUUUCGAGCCACCCUGCCCUGAUCCCCCUUUUCUUCUUCAUUGGUGGAGGAGCAGCCAUGUCCAUGAUGUACCUCGCACGCCUGGGCCUGAGAAACCCUGAUGUCUGCUGGGAUCGCAAGAACAACCCAGAGCCCUGGAACAAAAUGGCCCCAACUGAUCAGUACAAGUUCUACGCAGUUAAUAUUGACUACAGCAAGCUGAAGAAAGAGGGCCCAGACUUCUAAACAUCACAUCUGCUGGACCAAACGUACAAAGAUGAGCUGAUCCGCACAGCCCCAUGUUGAACUUCCUACAGGAACCUGAUGGAUGCAGAGGCUAAAUCCGCACAAAGAUCCAUAUUUAAGUUACAUUGCAUCUCAUCAGUUUGGUGAAACGGUGUCUAUUCUUUUUAAUUGUCAGAGGUUGUCAAUAAAUGAAAGGAGUCUUUUCUCCUCCAUACAGAGAAAAGAACCUGUCGAUGUUUUGUGA